AUGUCCUCGAGGAUACUUGUGACGGGUGGCGCGGGUUACAUUGGGAGUCACACGGUGCUGCAGCUGCUGCUGGGCGGGUACAAGGCGGUUGUGGUGGACAAUUUGGAUAAUUCAUCGGAAGUUGCCAUCAAAAGGGUUCAGGAGCUCGCCGGCAAACAUGGCUCUAACAUGACCUUUCAUAAAAUAGAUCUUCGGGAUAAGCCGGCACUUGAGAAACUUUUUGUUUCUGAAAAGUUUGAUGCCGUCAUUCAUUUUGCUGGGUUAAAGGCAGUUGGAGAAAGUGUGCAGAAACCCUUGAUGUAUUAUGACAAUAACAUUGUUGGUACUAUUAUGCUGUUGGAAGUCAUGGCUGCCCAUGGAUGUAAAAAACUAGUGUUUUCAUCAUCAGCUACUGUGUAUGGCUGGCCGAAAGAGGUCCCAUGCACUGAAGACUCCCCUAUUAGUGCUAUGAAUCCUUAUGGACGGACUAAGCUUUUUAUAGAAGAGAUAUGUCGGGACCUUUACCAGUCGGACAAAACAUGGAAAAUCAUUUUACUGAGGUAUUUCAAUCCUGUGGGUGCCCAUCCAAGUGGGCAUAUUGGUGAAGAUCCUAGAGGGAUCCCAAACAAUCUUAUGCCCUUUGUGCAACAAGUGGCUGUUGGAAGGCGGCCUGCGCUUACUGUUUACGGAACUGACUAUGGCACAAAGGAUGGAACAGGGGUACGUGAUUACAUCCAUGUUGUGGACUUAGCAGAUGGCCAUAUUGCUGCUGUGAACAAGCUUUCUGAUCCUUCUGUAGGCUGUGAGGUAUACAAUCUUGGGACAGGACGUGGUACAUCCGUCUUAGAAAUGGUUGCAGCAUUUGAAAAAGCAUCAGGGAAGAAAAUUCCAUUGAUAAUGGCCAAUCGACGACCUGGAGAUGCGGAGAUUGUAUAUGCUGAAACAGACAAAGCCGAACGGGAGCUUAACUGGAAGGCAAAAUACGGCAUUGACGAGAUGUGCAGAGACCUGUGGAACUGGGCAAGCAAGAACCCUUACGGUUACGAGCCGGCCAAGUGA
Striga hermonthica is the source of this 1038-nucleotide messenger RNA. NCBI's taxonomy places the organism in Eukaryota, Viridiplantae, Streptophyta, Magnoliopsida, Lamiales, Orobanchaceae. The record is from the annotation of a GenBank genome assembly.